Messenger RNA from Penaeus indicus, 3806 nucleotides. Its product is annotated as QRFP-like peptide receptor. NCBI's taxonomy places the organism in Eukaryota, Metazoa, Arthropoda, Malacostraca, Decapoda, Penaeidae. Bases 772 to 2529 code for a protein of 585 amino acids. Gene Ontology annotation, cellular component: plasma membrane. Gene Ontology annotation, biological process: neuropeptide signaling pathway. The transcript has 12 exons. Gene Ontology annotation, molecular function: neuropeptide receptor activity. The record is from RefSeq and is a predicted model, not a curated record.
AGGCGCGCCGGCGGAGGCAGGCAGGCUCGGUGUGAGGACGGUCCCUUCGCGCAUUGCCUCCCGGAGACUUUCUACCGACGGGUGCAGUGUUUGUGUGCGCGGUCUGGCGGACUCGCUCGCUCCGCUUCUCCGACUUCAUUCACCUCAUUCGUUUUUCCUUUCACUCUCGUUUUCCCUUCCUCGUUUUCUUAUACUGGAAUAUUUAUUCGAUUUCGCCCACCUUAGUGCUUCUCAGUGAUUCGCGUUGGACUGCCGAGUGGUUUUUACCCGUUGACGCGAUGUUCUCUCUCGCUCGACGUUCGCUGGUCCCUUUGCGCCGCGAGUGAUUGGCGCCUCCAGAUAACGCCGGGGAAGCUGCAGGCACUCUCAGUUGCGUUUUUGUGAAUUCUGUUCAGGAAGGACGAGAGAACAGGCGUGUUAAUAAAAACCAAGACUCAUCUUUUUCCGAGAAAUCUUCUUGCUGGAAACUGUUCUUUAUUGAAAAUGUGAAAAAGACUCACUUUCAUUUCUAGGAAUGCUGAUUUAUUUCAUUUCUAAAGACUCUUGAGGACUUCCUUUCUAAAAAAAAAAAAAAAAACUCUAAAGAAGCCAAAUUAAGAGUUGGCUAGAACAUCAGCAUGAGGAAAUCCAGGAAGUGAAAGAGCUCGUGAGUUAUGAAUAGCGGACCAAUUAAGACAGAGAACAAUAAGUGCUGGUGAUUUCCUCGAACAAAUAACACACGUGCUGCUGUUAAGGAGGAUGACUGCCAUCUAGCGGCGACCUGAGACAACUAUGGCCCUAUCAUCGAUGGACGUGCGACCUCCCAUGGCACUCGAAGUCACACUGCCUCCCACAUGGGCUACCACGGAGCUGCCCUUUUCCACCACAGCGUUCAUGGAAGAUGUCAUGAACGAGACCUUCGGCGCUGGAGGACCCUGCCAGUCAGACGGCCGCCUCAUCGACUUCUCCGAGUUCGACUACCCGUACAGAAAGGACACCUGGAUCCCCAUAACGUGGCGGGAGGUGCUCAAGAUCGUGGCAUAUAUGAUCGUCUUCUUGGUGUCCGUGGCUGGCAACCUGCUGGUGAUCCUCGUGGUCUACUACAACGCCCACAUGCGCAACUCCACCAACACCUACCUGGUAAACCUGGCUGUAGCGGACUUGCUGGUGACCUUCGGGUGUAUGUGGGUGCACAUCAUACGCCAUCUGUCUCAUCCCAAUUACGUGCUGCCAGCCAUUAUGUGCAAAGUGGAUAGCUUCAUGCAAGCCACUGCCUUGUUGGCGAGCGUGCUGACUUUAACAGUGAUCAGCGUAGGGCGGUUCGUUGCAGUCAUGUUCCCUCUGCAAGCACACACUUCCCCCGACCGAGCGCACCGGGUUAUCGCUGCAGUGUGGCUCACCUCCAUCUUGCUUGCUUGCCCGCUGGCCAUCUAUCGGGAGCUCCACAGCUUUAAGUGGAAGAACUUCACCUCUUGGCACUGCGACGAGUACUGGCCCAAGGAGGUACGGUUCGACCCCUCGCUGGGAAUGUGCAUCACGACCUAUGACUCCAAGAAACUCUUUUACACGCUGCUGACCAUCGCCCUCUAUUUCUUGCCCGUGGGAAUCAUGCUCUUGAAUUACGGCCUGGUGGUGUGGAGGCUGUGGAUGACCCAGCUCCCGGGCGAGCACUCCGCCCCCGCCCGCAACACAGCCACGAGAGCCAAGAAGAGAGUGGUGAAGAUGGUGUCGGUGGUGUUGCUGGUGUUCGUGAUCUGCUGGACGCCCCUGCAGUCUCUCAUCCUCUAUAGCAAUUUCAUCCACGCGCAACACUACGCGGGCGAGCUGCCACAGUGGUUCCCCGUCAUGGAGUUCUGCGCUUACUUCGUGGCUUACUCGAACUCCGCGCUCAAUCCCAUUAUAUACUGCGGCUUCAACGCCAGCUUCCGCCAGGGGCUAGUUUCCCUCGUCACGUGUCGCCACUCUUCGUCCAGUAUCAUCUCCUACGGCCCCUCAACGGGCAGAUGGACCAUCAGCCAAGACCGAACCGAAAGCUCAGAAGGACACUGGAAAGGUAUGACUGCUGGCACCCGGGAGACCACCGUCGCUUGCUCGGGCCCGGAACCUGCCGUACUACUCGAGUUCAGUUCUCUGAGAAGAAGCAGGAUGCACAAGGCGGCCCAGUCUGCGCAGGAGUCUGAUCGCCUUGUAGUCGCAAACUCGAACAAGAAUCCACGUGGCACAGCGACCUCUGACGUCACGUGUAAGAAAUGUUACAUGGGGGUCAACUUACAACAGACGGACUCUCAGCUGACCCUCAACCACCAUGGAACAACUACAACCACAUCCUUCAUCUUAGACAACCACCACGAGUCCCCGAAGUCGUCCCACGCCGGCCACAGCUGCAGGAGAUUGGACGUCCAGGUCUCGAACUCCUCCAGCAACAGCGGGACGGCGACAGUGACCACCGUCUGUGGCUGCUGCAAGAGGAAGUUCGUGGAUGAUGACAUGUACGACCUCAAGGUGGUGAAAACAAGUGCUGACAUGGAUACAAAAGGUGACAUGCUGUGAAACAGAAAGUCAGACCAUGCUUAAGAUAAAUUCUCGACAAAUUAUUAUGUCAUUAAAGUAUGUAUGUUAGUGUACGUACUGGCAAAAAAAGAAAGACUCUGGUUAUUUUAGUAUCGGUAUUGAUAAUGGUAAGAAGAGAAAUACGCAAAAUUAUUCCUUUAAGUGAGUCACUUUGGUGUUCAUGAUUAAUUAAUUCUUGUUGUGACGCUUGUAUGUUACGUGUAUUUUACAUGUUAAGGACACGUGUUCAACAUGUUUAUCGAUAUAUUUGUGGUUAUUCUAAAAUCAAUCACUACGCUUUAUGAGCCAUGCUGUAGCAAUGGCAGAUGGAGAUAUUCCUCUUUGGAACCAACUGUAUUUCCAGGAUGAAUAUAAAAGGAUUUAUCUCUUCCUGUUCUUCUUUUAUGGAAUGAUCACAAGAAAAGAAACAUUGAUUCAUCAUUUGUUCUCUCUUUUCACGUUAACCCUAUUCCAAACGUCAUAUCACCAAUGUUCUGUUUGUAUAUGAUGUUCAAGGGUUAUAUUUACAACUUCAUAUCAUGGCGUUGUAAAAGACGCCAGGAAAUAUCUUAAUACUACCCUUUGAUAAUAAAAGUUACAUAUCCUCACUUAGAAUCAAGGACAGUGUUUUAUAGCCUGAAAGAGAGAGAGAGAGAGAGAGAGAGAGAGAGAGAGAGAGAGAGAGAGAGAGAGAGAGAGAGAGAGAGAGAGAGAGAGAGAGAGAGAGAGAGAGAGAGAGAAUCCUGUAGAUACUGCAUGGACAUUCAGUGUAUCGCGCAGUGUCGUGUGAUAUUUUUAUUGGUGUAGUAUUACUUUAUAGUAUGCUGUGCAAAACCCGACAUGGUACGGGGGAAUCCAUGUGGCGCGUUGCUCAGUAUAGUACAAAGACUGCAAGUUUACACUGUAUCUCCACUGAGAAGUAAAUAUAAUAAUGACUUUGCUAUGUUACCAACUCUCUGUGUAUGGCCAUUACAACUGUGUGUAUGAAUGUGUUUCUAUUUUGCUCACUGUUUAAAUAAUGUAAGUAUUUGAUUAAUUUUACAGAAGAUAUGUAUACAUAUGCACAUAUUCAUGCAUAUUGGUAUAUCUAUACAUAUGUACAUAAGUACACAUAUAAAUAUAUAGGAUAAAAUAUAAAUAUAGACACACACGCAGAUAUGUAAUUUUGUUCUGCCUACCUAAAUACCUACACACACAAACACACAAUUAUAUAUGUGUAUAUAUAAAUGUGUGUGUGUGUGUGUGUGUGUGUGUGUGUGUGUGUGUGUGUGUGUGUG